CCUCCGAGCGCCAGCCAACAUAAGAAACACGCUGGCCCACUCUUCACAGGGCACCACACACAGCUUUACAUCGAGAACACACAGACAACAACCAAGUACUCAAACUUACUUACUCGAAAGCUACCCACCAUCACAACAACUAUCCAUUACAUUGACUUCUCGGCCAACCUGCACGCUCGGAUCACCUUCCACCCAUUGGCUACUACUGCAUCCAGGCAUUUAUAUUUCUGCCUAACACCACAAAGAUGCCUUCCUCAUCACAUCUCCGCAUACAAACUGCCUUUGAACCCGUCUCGGCUGAGACUGCCCGCUCCCACUUUGUCUCUUCACCACCACAGAAGAAGCAAAAGAUGUCUUUGACCCAAACCUACUACAUCGCCGCCUCCGCCCGCUCCAAGCUGGGCAAGGAGGCCUGCCGGGCUGACCACGACCUCCGCCUCCUUGUUGGUCACGCAAAUCUCCUCGACAGCCUCAUGGUCGAGCUUCAAGAUGCUGAACGCCAGCAAGAAGCCUGGUUCAACCAGACCAUGGCCAAGGCCUCCAAGGCUGAGGAACCUCGACACAUCCAGUGGGCCGACAGCAUUGCUGAAGAGGCCGAGGACUACUCUGAUUCCGACUCUGAUUCCGAGUGCGAGGACGACUUCGACAUGGUCACACUGCCCCGCCGCAUUACCCAAGCACCAGUUCAGAUCACCACUAUGGAGAUUGAGGAGGAUGACGAGGAGGAAUUCUACGACGACAUGGAGGACGAUUCAGAACUUGCCCUCACCCGGGUACCCUCGCAAUCACAAUCACCACCGGAGCUCGUUUACGAAGAAGACUCGGACGACGAGUCGCCUCUCGCUUCGCCUCCACAGUCGACUCUCAACUUCUCCGACAAAGAAGCCAUGCUCACCACAUCCUACUACAACGCAAAGUCGCAAUCACAAUAUCUAGAAGACGACCAUCCGCUGUUCAUGGAUACGACUGCUCCGCUCAUCUCAAGUUAUUAGGCCAGCACACGAAUCUGUUCCGACCUUUUGAUUUUUGAUCACCAUCUUAGCGAGCGAGUCCUUUUCAGCAUGGCGCAUUUGGGAGCAUUAUACCUCAUACUUUUAUUGUUAUUAUUUAUUGGCGCAAACCGCAGCGCGGUCAACGGGAAUUACGAAGAGCACUCGACAGCAACUCUACUCAGGGAACGGGAUACGAAGAAGGAGACACGGGAAUUUGGACAUUUGGACCAGCGGUUUGAGCUCUCCCACUUCUUUGGUUGAGACUCCCGCCUUAGCUAGGAAAUCAAAUAUCAUCAUUACACCCAA
This is a messenger RNA of Cucurbitaria berberidis CBS 394.84, 1298 nucleotides long. RefSeq lists its product as uncharacterized. The coding region runs from base 246 to 992 and encodes 248 amino acids. Lineage: Eukaryota; Fungi; Ascomycota; Dothideomycetes; Pleosporales; Cucurbitariaceae. The record is from RefSeq and is a predicted model, not a curated record. The transcript has 2 exons.